CGUAUAUAUAGAUGCGCGGCCCGUGCUGCGGCGGAUCGCUCAGUCGCGUUGGCGGCGGAUGGCCCUGCCGGUCUCGCGGCGGCGGCGCGCGACACCACCUCCGCCCAACUGUCUGCCCCCUCCUGCGGUAGCGCCGUCCCCGCCCAACUGUCUGUCCCGUCCCGCGCCCCCAAACCCGUGCCAGGAUCAUGUGGCUGAGCCUCCAUCCGCACGGACGCAGCCGCAACCGUCUGUCUCGUACUUGAGCAUCUUGCUCGGCACUACAACACUCAAGGACACUGCCACUUCCUCAUCCUCCCCACAGGCUGUAGCUGAGACCCCGCCACCCAAGCCAACCAUUUAUGUCAAAGACCCUCCUGAUUGGUACUUCAGUAUUUACAUCAGGAUCGAUCGUUCAGGAUCUUUCCACACAUAUCCUCAUCUCGGUGGACCAUUCAAGAGCUUGCAGGAUGUUGAAAAGGCUAUUGAGCGCUAUCUUGAUGACAAGCGGCAUAAAACGCUGUGGAACGAGCAAGCAGGGGAUUCUGGGAUGGACAUCAUUAUAAAAAGGACCAAUCUAGCUGGCGGCCGGGCGCUAGGUACCGCUCGCGAGCGGCCGGCCCCUGUUUGAGACGUCUAGUCACUGCCGCAUAUUAAAAACGCCAGGUAGAGUUUGGGAGCGGCCGGUGGAAAAGGUAAAUACGUGGUCCGUUGUACACUAAAGGGAGUUGACCAUCUAGUUUGCUUUUUAAUUUUUGUUUCUUAAAAAAGCCAUAACUUUUGAACCAAAUAUCGAAAUUAAGAUCCGCUUUCACCACUGAAAUCCUCGCGAUGUGCUCUUCGAAACUAGAUCCCGCAUGGAUAUGU
Molecule: messenger RNA, 846 nt
Organism: Triticum aestivum (bread wheat)
Lineage: Eukaryota; Viridiplantae; Streptophyta; Magnoliopsida; Poales; Poaceae
Product: extensin
Exons: 3
Coding region: 59-610 (183 amino acids)
Source: RefSeq, a predicted model, not a curated record